Rasamsonia emersonii CBS 393.64 is the source of this 309-nucleotide messenger RNA. RefSeq lists its product as uncharacterized. NCBI's taxonomy places the organism in Eukaryota, Fungi, Ascomycota, Eurotiomycetes, Eurotiales, Trichocomaceae. The record is from RefSeq and is a predicted model, not a curated record. The annotation marks the transcript as partial. The transcript has a single exon.
CUAUUUUGUUUGGCCCCAAGGCUGUAUGUGCAGUACUAUGUAGGUACAGCUGCGAGCCAAAUCGUCAGCAGAAUGAUUAUCUUCCGACGUGCUUUCUUUUUGUCUCUCUGCGACUCAUUUGAUAGUUAUUUAUUUUUUCUUUUUUUUUACACUCCAUCCUCGGAAUACUGGCAACAUGGGUUGUCCAGACGUCAGGUACUGCGGGCGGGAUUGGGUAAGCGACGGGAAUCCUGCCAAGCCAGGUUCCAUGCCAGCCUGCAGAGGGCGACAGCGCAGGAAUUAGCUGUUCAGAUUACCCCGUUCUCCUGA